This is a messenger RNA of Lacerta agilis (Sand lizard), 1630 nucleotides long. RefSeq names its product nuclear transcription factor Y subunit beta (gene NFYB). The record is from RefSeq and is a predicted model, not a curated record. The transcript has 7 exons. Gene Ontology annotation, cellular component: CCAAT-binding factor complex; nucleus. Lineage: Eukaryota; Metazoa; Chordata; Lepidosauria; Squamata; Lacertidae. Gene Ontology annotation, biological process: regulation of transcription by RNA polymerase II. The coding region runs from base 142 to 756 and encodes 204 amino acids. Gene Ontology annotation, molecular function: DNA-binding transcription activator activity, RNA polymerase II-specific; protein heterodimerization activity; RNA polymerase II cis-regulatory region sequence-specific DNA binding.
GGCGAGGAGGAGGCGGCGCGGAGGGAGGGCAGGCCGGCUCCGGGAAGCGGUGCUCCGCGCUGGGACUGGUUCCUUCGCAGCCAUUUUCUGUCCAACCAAACAGCCGAUUUGCGGAGGGAGCCAACCAGGGCCGCACUGGAGAUGGAUGGUGAUAGUUCUACAACAGAUGCUUCUCAGUUAGGAAUUGCUGGAGACUAUAUUGGUGGUAGUCACUAUGUGAUACAGCCUCAUGAUGAUACGGAGGAUAGCAUGAAUGAUCAUGAAGACACAAAUGGCUCCAAAGAAAGUUUUAGAGAACAAGAUAUAUAUCUUCCAAUUGCAAAUGUGGCAAGGAUAAUGAAGAAUGCUAUACCUCAGACAGGAAAGAUUGCUAAAGAUGCAAAGGAAUGUGUUCAGGAGUGCGUAAGUGAAUUCAUAAGCUUUAUAACAUCAGAAGCAAGUGAGAGGUGUCAUCAAGAAAAACGGAAGACUAUAAAUGGGGAGGAUAUUCUCUUUGCCAUGUCCACUCUGGGAUUUGACAGCUACGUGGAACCUUUGAAGUUGUACCUUCAGAAGUUCAGAGAGGCCAUGAAAGGAGAAAAGGGUAUUGGAGCAGUUACCACAGCAGAUGGCCUUAGUGAGGAGCUCACAGAGGAAGCAUUUACUAACCAGUUGCCAGCAGGCUUAAUAACUGCAGAUGGCCAACAACAAAAUGUUAUGGUUUAUACAACAUCUUAUCAACAGAUCUCUGGUGUUCAGCAAAUUCAGUUCUCAUGAUUUGAAGAUGGCUUUGGAUUUGGGAACUCGAAAGAUGGGCAAGGAAAUGGGAAUGCUGAAAGAGAGGAAAACUUUGGUAUAAAAUGGCUGGUGAAAAGAAAAAUGUCACUUUGUAUAUAUAAUAGCUGUAAUGUAGCUGCCUGAGGCUUGACUAAUUGAGGUGUGAACUCUGACUCAAACCUUUUUUCAUGAAUGAUUUUAAAAGAAAUUGGAUUUUAAAGGUAUUAAAGUAUUUUUGUUUUGUACAAGAGUUUGUUGCUCUGUAUAACUCCUGUAUGCAUUGUAUAUUGCAAUUUACUACUGUCAGAGAUUUGUAGACAGUUUCUUAUUUUCAUAUUGAAUCAUGUUACUUUUGUAAUUCAAGUAAACAGCUGGGUUUAAUUCAAGUUUACCCUUUGAAUAAAACAUAAGGGUACAGUUCAUUUUGAAUGCAAGUUGCCUUUAUUAUAAAAAAAUGAGAUUUUGUUUUGUAACUGUCUUGCAUGACUAAAGUUGCGUUAACAUAUUUAUUAAUAUUUCAACUUUGAAAGGGAAUUCCUCAAGCGCCAGCAGUUCAAAAGAAGUGCUCCCAGUGUUUUAAUGUAAUGAUUGAAUUAAUGUGAAUCCGGAAGUAUCCAGUCUUUAGAUCUUAGCAUUAGAAGCUUGGGACAUAAUCUACCAAGAACUGCUUUGCACAAGUUUUCAUAAGACAAUAACUGUCUUCUGCAGGGCUAGUUCUGUGGAUUGCCUGGUGCCCCAUAACAGUGUUAACUGUACAUUGUAGUGCAGUCCCUAUUUUGCAACAACUAGAAGUAUGUAGUAGAGUCUUUUGUUGAUUCCAUUGACUUAGGGGCAUUCGUCUCACUGCUUUUGAAAUAAACCCUUUUUAAGUUAU